GCGGAGAAGCCUCCCCUGGAGCAGCUGUACCGGGAGGGCCCGCUGCUGGGGAGCGGCGGCUUCGGCAGCGUUUACGCCGGGACCCGGCUCGCCGACGGUGUCCCGGUGGCCAUCAAGCGAGUGUCCCGGGACCGCGUCUUGGAGUGGGCGCGGCUGCACGACGGCGCCCUUGUGCCCCUGGAGCUGGUGCUGCUCUGGAUGGCGUCGUGGCCCGGCUUCCGCGGCAUCGUGCGGCUCCUGGACUGGUUCGAGCUGCCCGACGGCUUCGCGCUGGUCAUGGAGCGUCCGGAGCACUGUCAGGACCUCUGGCACCUGCUGCACGCGGGGGGGUUCCUGCCAGAGCCCGUGGCGCGGGCGCUGUUCCGGCAGGUGCUGGGGGCCGUGCGGCACUGCACCAGCCGCGGCGUCCUGCACCGCGACAUCAAGGCCGAGAACGUGCUCGUUGACCUGGCCACUGGCGAGGCGAAGCUCAUCGACUUCGGCUGCGGCACCAUCCUGCAGGACACCUUCUACACCCAGAUGGCCGGAACGCGGGAGUACUACCCACCGGAGUGGAUCCUCUUUGGCCGCUACCAUGGCCAGCCAGCCACCAUCUGGUCCCUGGGCAUCCUGCUCUAUCAGCUGGUGUGCAGGCACCUUCCUUUCAAAAGCAGAGAGGACAUCGUCCGGGGACAGCUCUUCUUCCCGCCCCGGGUGUCUCAAGAGUGCCAGCACCUGAUCAGGUGGUGCUUAUCCAUGGACCCUGCAGACAGGCCAUCCUUGGAUGACCUUUUAGAACAUUCUUGGGUGCAGAAGCCCCACCUGGCCCAGGAGACAGCAGAG
Molecule: messenger RNA, 822 nt
Organism: Cinclus cinclus
Lineage: Eukaryota; Metazoa; Chordata; Aves; Passeriformes; Cinclidae
Product: serine/threonine-protein kinase pim-1-like
Exons: 5
Biological process (GO): protein autophosphorylation; negative regulation of apoptotic process
Cellular component (GO): cytoplasm
Molecular function (GO): ATP binding; protein serine/threonine kinase activity
Source: RefSeq, a predicted model, not a curated record